AUGAUCAUGCUUUUCGCGAUGCCCAGGAGGCCAAGCUGCCAGUAUGAUAACACCGCCUUCGAAGCACGCUGCACAUCCGCGUACGGUGUUGCGUGUAUGACCCGCAAGACUGCGCACCGCAACGUCAGAUUACCGCCAACGCAUAGCAGCCGUCGCAGGAUGAAUGUCGGAUACGCCGGUCUUGUAGGGAGUCUGCUUCCUUGCUACACCACAUACUGCAGCGUGGCCUUUGGACCCUUACCAUCCAUUGCUGCGAUCGCGACAUACCCUGUCCUGCAGAGUAAGCGACAGACCCUUCAAGUCGGUGGAGGGCUCUCCAAGUAG
This is a messenger RNA of Zymoseptoria tritici IPO323, 324 nucleotides long. RefSeq lists its product as uncharacterized. Lineage: Eukaryota; Fungi; Ascomycota; Dothideomycetes; Mycosphaerellales; Mycosphaerellaceae. The record is from RefSeq and is a predicted model, not a curated record. The coding region runs from base 1 to 324 and encodes 107 amino acids. The transcript is spliced from 2 exons.